AUCCAGAGCAGGAGGGGCAAGGCGGACAGCCGCUCAUCCACCGGUAUCAUGGCUUCCUAACCGGUGGGGGAAGUGACUGAGAGGAAAACAAGGACUUUUCUCUGUUGAAUGCCCGAAUUACCACUGCCCUUUCCAGAACCCGAGAUUUAGGACAGAGGGGUUCGGCCUCCCGACUCUCCGCCACCGGCCGCCCCUGGGAUCCAGGCACUUACUUUAGUUUUCGUAUCGGUGAAUUUCCAUUCGUAAACCGUGGAAGAUGGCCGACCCGGCGGAGUGCACCAUCAAAGUGAUGUGCCGUUUCAGGCCCCUGAACAGCUCCGAGGUUACCAGAGGCGACAGAUACAUUCCCAAGUUUCAAGGGGAAGAUACUGUCGUUAUCGCGGGUAAACCCUACAUGUUUGACAGAGUGUUUCAGUCAAAUACAACACAAGAACAAGUCUACAACGCUUGUGCCCAAAAGAUUGUAAAAGAUGUUCUUGAGGGAUACAAUGGGACAAUUUUUGCUUAUGGACAGACGUCAUCUGGGAAAACACACACCAUGGAGGGGAAUCUCCAUGACACAGACUCAAUGGGCAUCAUCCCCAGGAUAGUACAGGAUAUCUUCAACUACAUAUAUUCCAUGGAUGAAAACCUGGAGUUUCAUAUUAAAGUUUCAUAUUUUGAAAUCUACUUAGACAAAAUCCGAGACCUUUUGGAUGUGUCGAAGACCAAUUUAUCAGUGCAUGAAGAUAAAAACAGAGUACCCUAUGUCAAGGGCUGUACUGAGAGGUUCGUGUGCAGCCCAGAGGAAGUCAUGGACACGAUUGAUGAAGGCAAAUCUAACAGACAUGUAGCAGUCACAAACAUGAACGAGCACAGCUCCAGGAGUCACAGCAUCUUCCUGAUAAACGUUAAGCAGGAGAACACUCAGACGGAGCAGAAGCUCAGUGGGAAACUCUACCUGGUGGAUCUGGCUGGUAGUGAAAAGGUUAGUAAAACCGGUGCAGAGGGAGCCGUGCUUGAUGAAGCCAAGAACAUCAACAAGUCUCUGUCAUCUCUGGGAAACGUCAUCUCUGCGUUGGCUGAAGGAACGGCCUACAUUCCUUACCGAGACAGCAAGAUGACCCGUAUCCUGCAGGACUCUCUGGGUGGUAACUGUCGAACCACCAUAGUGAUCUGCUGCUCACCUUCUUCCUAUAAUGAGGCUGAAACCAAAUCUACAUUGAUGUUUGGACAAAGAGCGAAGACUAUUAAGAACACGGUGACGGUGAACAUCGAGCUGACGGCAGAGCAGUGGAAGCAGAAAUACGAGAGGGAGAAGGAGAAGAACAAAACUCUGAGGAACACCAUCACCUGGCUGGAGAACGAGCUCAACCGCUGGAGAAACGGAGAGAGCGUUCCCGUGGAGGAGCAGUUCGACAAAGAGAAGGCCAACGCUGAGGUGCUGGCUCUGGACAACAUCAUCAACGAAAAGUCGGCCUCUACACCCAACGUGCCCGGCGUUCGUCUCACCGACGUAGAAAAGGACAAGUGUGAGGCGGAGCUGACGAAGCUUUACAAACAGCUGGACGAUAAGGAUGAAGAAAUCAACCAGCAGAGCCAGCUGGCGGAGAAGCUGAAGCAGCAGAUGCUCGACCAGGAGGAGCUGCUGGCUUCCUCCCGGAGGGAUCACGAGAACCUGCAGGCGGAGCUCAACCGCCUUCAGACGGAGAACGAGGCCUCCAAGGAGGAGGUGAAGGAGGUGCUGCAGGCCCUGGAGGAGCUGGCUGUCAACUACGACCAGAAGAGCCAGGAGGUGGAGGACAAGACCAAGGAGUUUGAGUCCAUCAGUGAGGAGCUCAGCCAAAAAUCUUCCAUCUUGUCCUCUCUGGACUCUGAGCUCCAGAAGCUGAAGGAAAUGUCCAAUCACCAGAAGAAGAGAGUGACUGAGAUGAUGUCAUCUCUGCUCAAAGAUUUGGCUGAAAUUGGAAUAGCUGUGGGCAGCAAUGACAUCAAGCAACACGAGGGCGGCAGCGGCCUGAUAGAUGAGGAGUUCACAGUGGCUCGUCUCUACAUCAGCAAGCUGAAGUCGGAGGUGAAGACGAUGGUGAAGCGCUGCAAGCAGCUGGAGGGUAUCCAGUCUGAGAGCAACAAGAAGAUGGAUGAGAACGAGAAAGAACUGGCUGCCUGUCAGCUGCGCAUCUCGCAGCAUGAGGCUAAAAUCAAGUCCCUGACUGAGUAUCUUCAGAAUGUGGAGCAGAAGAAGAGGCAGCUGGAGGAGAACGUCGACUCGCUCAAUGAGGAGCUUGUGAAGCUCAGCGCUCAGGAGAAAGUUCAUGCAAUGGAGAAGGAAAAUGAGAUCCAGACUGCUAAUGAAGUUAAGGAAGCGGUGGAAAAGCAGAUUCACUCCCACCGUGAAGCCCACCAGAAACAGAUCAGCAGCCUGAGAGACGAGCUGGACAACAAGGAGAAACUCAUCACCGAGAUGCAGGACAUGAACCAGAAGAUCAUGCUGGAGCAGGAGAGGCUCAAAGUGGAGCACGAGAAGCUGAAGUCUACCGACCAGGAGAAGAGCCGCAAGCUGCACGAGCUCACGGUGAUGCAGGACAGACGGGAGCAGGCCAGACAGGACCUGAAGGGGCUUGAAGAGACAGUGGCAAAAGAGCUGCAGACUCUCCAUAACCUGAGGAAACUCUUUGUUCAGGAUUUGGCCACCAGAGUGAAGAAGAGUGCUGAGAUGGACUCUGAUGACACAGGAGGCAGCGCGGCACAAAAACAGAAAAUCUCCUUUCUUGAGAACAAUCUUGAGCAACUCACCAAGGUUCACAAACAGCUGGUUCGUGAUAAUGCAGACCUGCGCUGUGAGCUUCCAAAACUGGAAAAACGUCUUCGCGCUACGGCUGAGCGGGUCAAGGCGUUGGAAUCUGCACUGAAGGAGGCCAAGGAGAACGCCGCACGCGACCGCAAGCGCUACCAGCAGGAGGUGGACCGCAUCAAGGAAGCCGUCCGGGCCAAGAACAUGGCCCGGAGGGGACACUCGGCCCAGAUCGCCAAACCCAUCCGGCCCGGACAGCCGCCAGUUGCAUCUCCAACCCACCCCAACAUCAACCGCAGUGCAGGCGGAUUCUACCAGAACAGUCAGCCGGUGGCCAUCAGGGGAGGAGGCAGCAAGCCGGACAAGAACUGAAGAGCCGCAGAACAGAAGAAUGACACCACAGAAGAAGAGCAACGUCACCCACCUGCCCACCCACCCGACAACCUGUCAUUCCAUUACAGCAAACUGGCGCCGCUGCAGAGCCACGAAGGAGUUUCGGAUUUAUAAAUAUAUAUAUAUAAAUAUUCCCGGCCUGUACAGCUCCCCAAACACUUCCACCCACCCCUCACUCCUCCAGUUCUCAAUAUGAAUAUCUCUCUUUCUCUUAUGGGAUAUAAUAAUUUAAAUAAAUGGAAAGAAACAGCAAUUUUAAUUUACAAGAAGCAGGAUAAUAUUCUUAUUCAGCAAACCAAACGGAUUCUCGAGCGCAGCCUUUUUUGUUUGUUUUUUGUUUUUUUUGAAGUUUUGUUUGGCGAGCGAAACCGUGCACGAUCUCGAAUGUUUAGCUUCGGUUUCGUUUUUGUUUUGCACAGUCUGUCGUCACCCGUCGUCUUUGUGCGAGUAGUUCUGCACUGUGCCAAGCUGAAUGUAAACGGUAGCAAGAAAACAAACUCCUAAAAAAGAAAAAAAAAGACCAAAAAAAAGAAGAAAAGAGCUCGACGUUAUAGGCUAACUUCUGUACAUUUUAUUACGACUUCUGAGUUAACCACAGUUUUCUCUGUAUAGAUUUUACAUGCUUCAUAAAGGAGGAAAUUAAACUUAUUUUGCGUCAAGUAGAAGGUGUCGAACACUACUGUUUCUGUGCUUGUACAGAUGUAAAAUCGGCACUACUGCACACGUUUCCCCGGAGAGAAAACUGCAAGGAAACGGCUAAAAAAAAUUUUAAAAAGAAGGAUUUAAAAAUAAAAAAUAUAAUAAUAAUAAUGAUGAUGAAAAAUAAAGCCGUGCAACAGUUGUACUGUAGAUGUAUUUAACUAAAUACCUGUGGAGGCCAUUUGUUUUUAUCAUUAAGUUAAAUUAAAACUAUACUUGUUGGUGGCUUCGUUGGAAGGAUUUGAAAAAUGCAGAGGGAUGAAGUGGGAAAAUGAGAAUGAUCCGGUUAACACAGCAAACUUCCACCCUUUUAGCUUACACAAAGUUGCUAAAUGUAAUGUUUUUAACUAAUAUAAGUGGAUAUUGUCGCUGUUAAUAGACUAUUUAUGUAUCUCGGCACACAAACUGCAGCCGAUUAGACAGAAAUUGACACUCACAAUCGUCACACAAUCGUCGUCGUCCAGGAGCUAAAAAAAAUAAUUUCUCUACAAGGGUGCCUCGCUUCUUCAAUCAUCUUCUUCCCUACUUUUUCUUCUUUUUUUUUGUAGAUGUAAGACCGGUUCUAUGCUGGGUUUUAUGUGCUGUUAUUGUUCAAUAGAUGGUGUAGAUGUUUGAUCGAUAAGUUUGGGAAAUGAGUUGAUGGAUCGGAUCCUCGCUGCUGAUCAGCCAGUCAGGAAAAGCGGGGUCAAAGGAAGGAAAAACACAAAUUGCACAUUAAUCUUAUGUCGUCACAUGGGUAAAAAAAAAGGGUUUAUUUAACUAAAACUAACCAGCGGGUGUAGGAUUUUUAUUCAGUGUUGUAUUUGUUGUAUAUUUUUUUUAUUUUAGUUUCCACCACGUUUGUUUUUUUUGUGUUAAUCCUUUAAAGCCCCAGUGCAUUGGCGAGAAAGCUGAACCCCAGCAUGAGAACACUAACACCUUGCAUAAGUGCAAUAUACUGUAAGAUACACUGUAU
Messenger RNA from Xiphophorus maculatus (southern platyfish), 4820 nucleotides. RefSeq names its product kinesin-1 heavy chain. The record is from RefSeq and is a predicted model, not a curated record. The coding region runs from base 257 to 3145 and encodes 962 amino acids. Gene Ontology annotation, molecular function: microtubule binding; microtubule motor activity; ATP binding. Lineage: Eukaryota; Metazoa; Chordata; Actinopteri; Cyprinodontiformes; Poeciliidae. The transcript is spliced from 26 exons. Gene Ontology annotation, biological process: microtubule-based movement.